ACACCUCAUCUCCUCCCCAAGAACCAGCCGACGACGGUAGAGAGAGAGAGAGAGAGGUUGCUGUUUCGAUGCGUAUUUCUGCAGCUUUGCUUUUCUCUCUCUCCUCUCCUCUCUCUCUCUCUCUCUCUCUCCCUUCUCCACGCACGCACAUCAUCAUUAUUGGGAGGCUCGUCCCUGUCCGUCGCUCGCCUGCUCUCAUCCUCUCCCUCUCUCUCUCCUCCCCCGUUUCUCGGUUAGAUUCACGCCUCUCCAACCUCCUCCCCCAACCCCAAGAAUUCCCGAUCGAUUGAUUGACUGGCCGACCCGCCCGUUGGUGCGUGUUCGUUGAUCCUUUUUUUGCCUCUGGUGAGGAGGAGGGGGUUUGAUUCUUUUGUGUUCUUGGUCCAAGAACCAAGGGGGGAAUUAGCGGGUGAGGAUUUCUUGGUUUCUUGUGGGUGGUGUGCCGAUCAAUUAGAUGUCAGGUUGGAUGAUUGGAGCCGAUCAUGGCGAUGAUCGCGGUCCUGAUGAUCGUCUGUUCGGAUUGGUGUUCUCUGCUUAAAGAUGAUGUUCUCGGUUUUGGUGAUCCUUUCAUCAGAAUCGGGGCGAUUAGCGUGGAUCCUUCGUUGUUUACUCGAAUUGGGGUCUUUCUUUACUGGUAGGAUGUUAGUGGGUGUGAUCUUUUGCCGCCGAUGAUGCAGUUGGAAUCUUGCUUGUUUGUGUGUGUACUGGUUAACUGUGGAUAUUGUUGAUAAUUGUUGGAUAGGAUAAGAAAGGUAGACUUUUGUGGGGGGUGGAGUUGGGAGGAAUAUGCUUUGUUUUGUGAGGGGGUGGAAGUGGCUCUUUGUCCUUUACCAUUUUACAUGUUCCUGUUCUGCAUCAAUCAUUUCUUGGUGCAAGCCUCACAACCGUCUAAUGGUGUUCUUGACUGGGUUUGGGGGCACUGUUUUGAGAUUUCAGUUGUUUUCUUCCUUUGUUUCCUUGAUUUUUGGAGGUUGUUUUGCAUCUGAUUUAGUGUCUGUUUGCCAUCCAGAAGAAUAUGGCAUCUCUAUAUGUUUGGUCAGGGUGAUAUGCUCUGUUUGAUUGCAUUGACUUUGGGAAUGCUUUCAAUUAUUGAUAUGCUCUGAUUGUUUGUUUACAAGUGUUGGAUGGAUUCUUUCUCAUCCACUUUUCUGAUUCGGAUGAAUAAUAUAACAUAUUAUUGUUUAAUUGUGUUAAACUAAGGUGUGCUGAUGAGCUUGUUAGAGAAGUUACUUAACAAUUAAUGAUUGUAGUUACAUGUCUUGAUUACAUUAAUGCAUUGCACAUUACAGAAUGGUCCUGUACUUAAUUCACUCUGGACUUCUGGAGAGCCAGGAACACCACAAGUUUGAGAUAAAAGCAUAAGGCAGUGCAAGUCGCAGCCGUGGCAGAUGGACGCCACGACGAGCAGUGGAGCUUCCUCCUCUCUACCCCUCCACCUUAUCAUAGAUGAUGCUCUUGCCCUUGUUUCUCCGUUGCAGCAGUCGUUUCAGAGGUCACAGCGCCAUUGCUUUGGUGGCUCUGCUCCUGGAGAAUUCCCCUUGGCUGCAAACCCAUCAAUUGUCCUCCAUGUCCUCACAUCAUGCAAUCUGGAACCUGAUGACCUCGCUCACUUGGAGGCAACAUGCUCGUUUUUCCGGAAGCCUGCCAAUUUCCCUCCCGAUUUUCAGUUGUCAAUGUCAGAACUCGCAGCGUUGGAUAUGUGCCAGAAACGGGCGAUAUUUAAACCUAUGACUCAACAAGAAAGAGAAAUGUUUAAGCAACGUUGCGGCGGGAGUUGGAAGCUGGUUCUUAGGUUUAUAAUGGCAGGUGAAGCAUGUUGCCGGAGGGAAAAAUCUCAGGCAAUCGCUGGACCUGGUCACAGCAUCGCUGUGACAACAAGCGGUGCAGUGUAUACUUUUGGGUCCAACAGCUCUGGUCAACUUGGCCAUGGUAGUUUAGAAGAGGAGUGGAGGCCACGGAUUAUCAGAUCAUUGCAGGGUAUUAGAAUUAUUCAAGCGGCAGCAGGAGCAGGACGCACAAUGCUUGUUAGUGAUGCUGGUAGGGUCUAUGCAUUUGGAAAGGAUUCAUUUGGAGAAGUGGAAUAUGCAGCCCAAGGUUCUAGGGUUGUCACCACACCACAGCUGGUGGAAUCAUUGAAGGACAUAUACAUUGUCCAGGCAGCAAUCGGGAACUUCUUUACUGCAGUUUUAUCUCGGGAAGGUCAUGUGUAUACAUUUUCUUGGGGGAAUGACAUGAAACUUGGUCAUCAGACAGAGCCAAAUGAUGUUCAGCCUCAUCUUCUAGCAGGCCCUCUUGAGAACAUUCCAGUUGUGCAGAUUGCCGCAGGCUACUGCUAUCUCCUGGCUCUGGCAUGCCAACCAAGUGGCAUGUCUGUUUAUUCUGUUGGUUGUGGGUUAGGUGGGAAACUUGGCCAUGGUUCUCGAACCGAUGAGAAAUACCCUAGGUUAAUCGAGCAGUUCCAAGCUUUGAAUAUACAACCAGUAGUGGUUGCUGCUGGUGCUUGGCAUGCUGCUGUUGUAGGCAAGGAUGGGCGUGUUUGCACUUGGGGAUGGGGGCGGUAUGGCUGCUUGGGUCACGGUAAUGAGGAAUGUGAGUCUGUUCCUAAGGUUGUUGAGUCCUUAGUCAAUGUGAGGGCUGUCCAUGUAGCAACUGGAGAUUACACCACAUUUGUUGUAUCUGAUAAAGGUGAUGUUUACUCGUUUGGAUGUGGUGAAUCAUCAAGUCUUGGCCACAACACUAUAACUGAGGGUAAUAAUAGGCACACUAAUGUCCUUAGCCCGGAGUUGGUGACUUCUUUGAAAAGAACAAAUGAAAGGGUUGCUCAGAUCAGCCUCACUAACUCCAUUUACUGGAAUGCACAUACAUUUGCACUGACAGAUUCAGGAAAACUCUAUGCGUUUGGUGCAGGGGACAAAGGGCAGCUAGGUACCGAACUCGUCGCGCAGGAAAGCGAGAGGGGGACACCGGAGCGUGUUGAAAUUGACCUCAGUUAGGUCCAAAUUGCAACGCCACUUCAUCUCCUUUUCUCUCCAGAUGCACUCUUCUAACGUUAACUUUCAAAUUGAUUGCAUUGCGCGCCCUUUAGCUUGUUGGCUGUUCAUCAGCCUCAUCCUGCUCUGCAGCUAAUCCUUGUGAAAAUAGUUACCAUCAAUUAAACAGUCUGUUGUUCAUAUGAUUGGUUCGGUUUAGAAACUUUGUAUAUAUGAUUAUCAUGUAAAUAUAACAGUCAGGUCUCAUUGCCAGUUCCUUUAAAACAUGAGUAGCUGGCUUUUAACAUCCUGUGAAAUUUACCUUAACUCUACAUCUGCACCA
This is a messenger RNA of Oryza sativa Japonica Group (Japanese rice), 3312 nucleotides long. Its product is annotated as ultraviolet-B receptor UVR8. The record is from RefSeq and is a predicted model, not a curated record. Lineage: Eukaryota; Viridiplantae; Streptophyta; Magnoliopsida; Poales; Poaceae.